AUGAUAUUGAAGAAAACAGUGCAUAGAUCAAGAAAAGACUGGUCACGAAAAUUAGAUGAUGCACUAUGGGCGUAUAGAACAGUGUUUAAAACACCGAUUGGGAUGUCACCGUAUCGGUUGGUGUUUGGAAAAGCUUGCCAUCUGCCGGUGGAAUUAGAGCAUAAGGCCUUUUGGGCUAUGAAGACCCUCAACAUGGACUUGAAAGCUGCAGGAGAGAAAAGACUGCUGCAAUUGAAUGAGUUGGAGGAGUUCAGAAAUGAGGCUUACAAGAAUGCAAAGAUUUACAAGGAAAGAACAAAGAAGUGGCAUGACCAAAGCUUAGUCAGAAAGGAGUUUCAACCUCGGCAUCAAGUUUUACUUUUCAAUUCAAGGUUGAAAUUGUUUCCUGGCAAGUUAAAGUCAAGAUGGUCGGGCCCGUUUACCGUGGUCAAGGUGUUUCCUUAUGGAGCUGUAGAACUGAAAGGAGAAUGUCUAGGAACCUUUAAGGUUAAUGGACAGCAUUUAAAGCUCUACUUGGGAGGUCAAAUUGACCAAGCCAAGUCCGCCAUUAUUCUGGCACCUCUCUAA
Molecule: messenger RNA, 567 nt
Organism: Cannabis sativa
Lineage: Eukaryota; Viridiplantae; Streptophyta; Magnoliopsida; Rosales; Cannabaceae
Exons: 1
Coding region: 1-567 (188 amino acids)
Molecular function (GO): nucleic acid binding
Source: RefSeq, a predicted model, not a curated record